AUGGGAUGUUCGGCUUCAAACACCUUAGGUCUCCCUCAUUUGAAAAUAGAUGAAGUUAAAAUAUCGCAGUGAGAGAAGCAGCUUAACUUCAAUGAAUGUCAGGCUGAAACUAUGAUAGAGUGCAUAGAGUCAAACCAAGAAACCGAAGACUAUAUCACCAUCAAGUCAUUCUGAGAAAUUUUGUAUUUCUUUAAAUUUCCAUCUAGUUCUUUCCCACUUAACACUGGGCGAGCUAGCUCAAUGUACAAAACAAUUAAGCAGGACGAUAAAAUUGAUGCAAGGAAAUUGAAAGCCUUGAUCAUUCUAUUGACUAAGGACCAGUUAAAGACUAAAGCACUUCUGUUUCACGAUGUAAUUAAUAAUAAAGUCAUCGAACUGAAGGGGGAGCAGGUCGAAACGUUUCUUGAGAUCAUUUCUACGAUCGCAAUCAAUCUUGUAUGGAUGGCUUUAGGCAAGAAGCCUGACCAAAUAUCUAUGGAAAAACUUUCAGAAAUUGAAAAAAAGCUUGUUGAUGCCCAAAAAGAUUUUAUUUUUGCAACCAAAAAUCUGCUCCUGCUGCAAAAAGAUGUGAUUUCUAAGCGAGCAUUUAUAACUAGACUGCUGAAAUAUCCUUUGCUAUUUACCCCAGCUGGUAUUAGAACUAUGAUUAAUCAGAGAUACAAGGAAAACGUGUUUUUAUACUCAAGUCCUGUGCAGCAAAUCCAUCACAAGAAUACUGCUGAUACAGUUUUUCACGACUGAGAAAAAUUCCCUGACAGUAUUAAUAUAGAAAGGCAUGACGUAGAAAAUUCCUACUCAAAGUUAAACGUCGCCCAUACUGAUUCAGUGAGAUUUACAGAUUCGUUAUGUCUUGAUGACAGCAGGUUCGAAAAAUCUUUCGAAAACUUGAAUUCUAGCAAGGAAAAAAAUGAUGAAAGCAGCAUAGAAAAAGAAAACGUACACGAGGUCCAAGUAGAAAGGGCCAGGUCAAUACUGUUAAGGCGAUAUUUAACAGCCCCUAGAAGUCGUCGAGGGACCAGAGUUGGUAAAUCGCCUGCAGAAAUUGUGGAUGCUGAAGUUCUUAAAGAAAAAAUAAAACUCCUUGAAUCAGAAAAUAAUCAGCUUAAAGCCAAAGCUACCAUAUUCCAUGAAGAAUCGUUAAAAGCCUUAAAAGACCUUGAAAAUGUUGAAAAAUAUGGGUCGCCUUUCCCAAGAAAAAGUCCCAAAAAGAAAGAAGACAAGACUCAGGAAUUCAAGCUAAAACUCAGUGAGAUUGAGUCUAAAAUUGAAGACCUAGCAGCGCAGAAUGAAAAGCAUAUGAGUUUGAAUGCUGUACGACUCUCAAUCAUUAUUUAUAAAUCUAGACUCCGAUCAGCCUUCGGAAAAUGGAAAAUAAAGCCUAUUCGUUUGCCUUCAGUUUUGUCUUCACCGUUCAAAGUAGAGACAGAUGAUUUGACGAAAAACACAAUCACUGCUACAACAAUUGUUACUAAAGAAAUGGUCCAGGAGAUCAAAUGUUUGGUGACUAAAAUUGUGAGGAAAAAGCGAAAAGUGAAGUAG
Messenger RNA from Blepharisma stoltei, 1539 nucleotides. Lineage: Eukaryota; Ciliophora; Heterotrichea; Heterotrichida; Blepharismidae. The record is from the annotation of a GenBank genome assembly.